CGCGCGGCCCGCGACCGCCUCCUCCGCCGACUGCGACCGCGCGACACCCGCGCUGACCGCGAAGUGAAGUGAAGUGAGAACUAUCGUGACCGCAACAAAGUGACUACCGCAAACGUCCCGAUACAAAACAGUAUAUUCUAAAUUAUAAAAGCAUGUUAUAGCAGUCUGUUCCCCGCCCCACACUUCUCGGCCUGGUGUCGAACCCGGACUGUCGCGUGGCAGUGGUACAGUGGCACUCUCUGAACCCUACAGUGUUCACAAACAGACGGACACACAGUGUAUAAUGUUAAUUUGGAUUUGACACACACCGCACUGCCGCUACAAAUCUUACAACAAUUUUACAGAUAGCGCGGCAGGGUGGCGGCGUCCAAGUAUGGCGCCGGCGGGGUGUCCGUGGGCGCGGGGCUGAGCGUGCGGCGCGAAGUGCGCGGCAUGAAGUGCGCGCAGGGCGGCGCGGCCGGCGACGAGCUGCUGCUCGGCGCCUGCUGGCUGGAGCCCAAGCUGGACGCGCCCUCCCCGCCGCCCGCCUGCCACGACCUGCUCGACUCGCUGCUGGCCCCCCCGCCGCUCGCCGAGCUCAAGCCGCUGCCUCCCUUUACCGGUUACACCGGCCAUCUUUCUAUCAACGGCAUCUCCGGCCACCACUACCACGCCAUUGCGCAGCGCCUGCCCGAGGAGAACAACAACUAUCCCACGCAGAGCGGCUACGGCACCGACCACGACGUCGUCUCCUCUUCCACGUGCGCCGCCGAUGCCGAGCCGCCCGACCUCGAGGACGUCAAGCCUUACGCCCUCGACGCCCCCGACGCCAAGCCCUUCGCCUCGGAGUCCUCGGCGCCCGGCGCACCCGACAGCUGCGCACAAUCGUGCUCGCCACCCGCCAAGCUGUUCGACGAGGGCCACAAGCAGGACAUGUACGAUAUCAGCUCCAUAGAGGACAUCGCCGCCAUAAUUGGCUCCGCAAUUGCCGACACCACGGUACCCUCACAGCCCGAGGACCCCGAGCGCAACGACUCCCGCGACAGUUGGAUGGACAUCGACGCCUGGAUAGCCGGGGCUUGUGGCCAGCACGGGGACAAGAUUGUCCCUCAAAACCUUGACGAAUUCGGUUUGCCCAACUCCCCGCCCCCAUCGCAAAACAGCCAUCACUCGGGGCUCGAUUUCCCCUGUAAACCGAGUCACGACUUUACAAAGAGUCAAGAAUUUCUGCAAAAGAACCUUGGGCAGGCGGGGUCCACUCUACAGACUUUACUAACGCACGGAUACAUGCCGCUUCUUCAAAAUCGGCUACAAAAUGGGCCACCGGUGAAACAGGAGGCGCCAAGCUCGACGAGCUACGGUAUGGACGUAAUAUCGACAUCCUCUCCACCCGGAAACGCCGUGUCGACGACGGACGGUGUCGGCGGCCUCCUCAACGGUCGGUACGCGCCUCAUUACGCUCUCGGCCUGAAGUCUGAUGGCCUCUGCAGUCCAGACCGACUACUGGGCUACCCUCACGCGCAUACGACGACCGUGACGCCGUCGAACAAAAGUAAAAGGAGCAGAGCUAAGGCGAAACAGUCAAACAACUCUGGGAACAUCCACGGAAGUUCGUUAGGGUUCCCGUCGGCGACAGCAGCGGAGCUAAGUGGCUUGCUGGGCAAGGAGAAGCCGGUGCAUCGUUGCGGGAUAUGCAAUAGGGGCUUUCUCAACAAGUCCAACAUCAAGGUGCACCUUCGCACGCACACCGGCGAGAAGCCGUUCCGCUGCGACGUGUGCGCGAAGGCGUUCCGUCAGAAGGCGCACCUCAUCAAGCACCAGCAGAUCCACAAGCGAAUCGGACGCGAUUAGUGCGCCCUUUGCCGCCAACGCCGGAUGCAGGCUCAAACUGAAGCAUUUCAAUAGGUCUUAGUUGUGUGCGUGAAUGUGGUGAGUGGACGUGGCCGCGUGUGCGUGUACCGUCGCGGAAUCUCAGUCUAGAGUAGUUUUGUAAAUGGCAACUCUUCAGUUAACUUUUGGUUUAAGUAUGGGCGAGUCCACGUAUUAUUUCAUAUCCCUGUAGUAUAACACUCCUCCUAAGGCAAGUGCAAUGUUAACUAGUUUUAAGAUAUCUUCAGAUUUAUUAUUUUGUAGAUAACAUUGUUUAUAAUUUGUUACAUACUGAAGGUUGUUCGAUAAGUUUCUCAUAUUAUCUAUUCAUUCCAGUUAGUUUAAGUCUUUGUAGGAUAAAUGAACUUUAG
Molecule: messenger RNA, 2219 nt
Organism: Papilio machaon (common yellow swallowtail)
Lineage: Eukaryota; Metazoa; Arthropoda; Insecta; Lepidoptera; Papilionidae
Gene: ich
Product: ichor
Exons: 4
Coding region: 433-1830 (465 amino acids)
Biological process (GO): regulation of transcription by RNA polymerase II; embryonic pattern specification; embryo development
Cellular component (GO): nucleus
Molecular function (GO): RNA polymerase II transcription regulatory region sequence-specific DNA binding; DNA-binding transcription factor activity, RNA polymerase II-specific
Source: RefSeq, a predicted model, not a curated record